Zea mays is the source of this 1458-nucleotide messenger RNA. Its product is annotated as rRNA-processing protein 14. Gene Ontology annotation, molecular function: DNA binding; RNA binding. The record is from RefSeq and is a predicted model, not a curated record. NCBI's taxonomy places the organism in Eukaryota, Viridiplantae, Streptophyta, Magnoliopsida, Poales, Poaceae. Gene Ontology annotation, cellular component: nucleolus. The coding region runs from base 94 to 1251 and encodes 385 amino acids. Gene Ontology annotation, biological process: ribosomal small subunit biogenesis; ribosomal large subunit biogenesis. The transcript has a single exon.
AAGACCUAUAACGACUUAAGAAACCCGCCCACGCCGCCAGGCGCACGCCAAUUCCUCCCUCUCUCGCCGAAACCCUCCUGGACACUCGCUGCGAUGGGCAGGAAACCCUCCUCCGCCGCCGCCGCCGCGGCGAUGGACCACGAAUUCCUUGCGGCCGCCAUGCCCGCCGACCUCCUGGCCGCGGCCGACUGCGGUGGCAUCCACGGGCAUGCUCUCUUCUUCGACGCCCUCGUGCAGCUCAUCCCGCCGCGCUUUUAUCUCCCAUCCGGCGACGAGGACCGCCCGUGGCACCAGGGCCUGUCCAAGGCGGCAAAGGCGGCCUUGAAGGCCAAGUCCCGCGCCAACACCAAGGCCGCCCGCCGCGCCCGCCUCAAUCCCUCCACGCCGCCCGCCUCCACCCUCGACCUCCUGAAGAAGUCCGUCGCCGGCCAGGCAGCGGAGGAAGAGGAGGAGAAGUCAGAAGAAGAGAGCGGGGCAUCUGGGGAUGAGGAAAGCUCCGAGGAUGAUAUUGAUGAGGAAGCCGGGGAUCAAGAGGAUGAAAUGCCGAUUGCACCCGCUGCAGUGGUGUCUGAGGAUCGUUCCGUGACCUAUGAGGAGCUGCGAGAACGCCUUCAACGCCGCAUUACUGUGCUUCGAGGCAACCGGUGCACCAGGCCUGAGUUCUUGAAUAAGCCCAGGAAGGAGAAGGGUAAGAAGUCAAAGGCGAAGAAUGAAAAGAAGGGCAAAGGUGAGGGCAUGAAGCGUAAGCGUGAUGAUGGCACCGAAGAUGUGGAUGUCAAGGAUGGGAAGAAGGUAAAGAAGGAAGCUGAGGAGAAGCCAGAUAUCAUGUACGCAAAUGUGUUUGUUGACCCAAAGGAAGCAAGGCGCAGGAAGAAGAGGAGGGUUAAGAACAAGAAGAAGGCACUGGAGCAGGCUAAACGGUUGCAGGAGGCAAAGAAGGAUCCUGAGAAGGCAAGCAAAAUUGCUUGGGAUGUGGCCAGAAGACGUGCUGCUGGUGAGAAGGUCCAUGAUGACCCCAAGCUGAUUAAGGAGAGCUUGAAGAAGGAGGAAAAGCGGCAGCAGAAGCAUGCUGCGCAGUGGAAGGAGAGGCAGAAAACUGUAGAUAAGCAGAGGAAGGACAAGCAGAAGAAAAGGACAGAGAACAUCCGGGAUCGGGCACAGCAGAAGAAGAUGCGCAAGAUUGAGAAGCGUGAGAAAAAACUUAUGCGCCCUGGGUUUGAGGGGCGGAAGGAUGGUUAUGUCAACGAGUAACAUCUGUGUCCAAGUUUGUCUGGAUGAUGAAUUACUAUGUCCUCGUUUAGAGUUUCAUUUGCCCCUAUGGGUAGUUGGUGCUUGUAAUAGGUUACCAGAUCAUGGCUGCUGAAGUGCCUUAAUUAUUGAAUGAACCGAACUUUUGUUAUAUAGCAGUUCUACAGAUGAUUUUGGAGUUGCUAUAGUAUAUGGUUGUGUUUAGUUUUA